This is a messenger RNA of Symbiodinium necroappetens, 1113 nucleotides long. Lineage: Eukaryota; Dinophyceae; Suessiales; Symbiodiniaceae. The record is from the annotation of a GenBank genome assembly.
AUGGCCAAGUGCCGGAAGGCGUGUCGUGCCUGCACGGACGUGAACUGGGGCCUCGCCGGAGAUCUCAGCCUGGCCGUGCUGACAGUACUCGUGCUGCAGACGCUGCGCUUCGCCCACUGCUUCUACGAAUCCGCGCGCCAGCUGCUCUUGGCAGACAGCCAUCUGACCUCGGAUCCACCAGAGUUGCCCUUCCACGAGCUCUCAGAGGGACCUGGCCGGCGUGGCUCUGUGCAAUAUGCGAUCGACAGUCAGCUUGAGCUUGCAGAGCCGCUGUCAGCAGCCAGCCACACGAGGUCUGAGCUGAAUCAGGCCUGGCACUGUUUGUUGCCGAUCAUGGCUGAGCCCUUUCCUGCAGGAAGAUGCUAUGCCUACACGGGGUACUGCAGAGCCAGCAAGCGGCAAAAGCCUAGGAGGAAGGCGAGCGAGAGCCGCUACAAGCGCUGGGUGGGCAUAGCCCUCUCACUGCGGCACAGACUAAGACGUCCAGACGCUGAUGGGCACACCGCGCAGAAAGCCCUCGUGGAGAAGGAAGAAGGGCGCCUGCAGACGCAGCGGCAUGCAGAUGUUGUCGCAGCGAGACGCAAAAACCAGCAGUUGUGGCAGGCCAGCGAGAUGGGGCCGAUCGAAGCCUCGCCAGGGAGCCAAGCACUAGAUGACUGGUACAGCGACCCCUGGGCAUCACCAGGCAUUGCCCGCAAAAGUUCCUCAAGCUCACGGCAGGGAGACAGGCGCGGGCCCAGGAAGACUUCAGGAGGGCUGCGUGGGCCGGAGGUCGAGACUUUCUGCUUGGAGCAGCUGGAUGAUGCCCCCACAGAGGUGGCCGACGCCGCUCCGCUGGAGGAUGUCUCGGAUCCCGGCGGCGGACCCAGCGAGCCGCAGUGGCAGUAUGGAAGGUGUGUCGCGCUGAAGCUCGUGGCGCACAGCCCGCACGGCAACAGCGCAUUCGAGCAGCUCCUGCCGGUGCUUCUCACGGUGUUCCAGGUGAGCGACGAUGAAAGGAAGAGCUCCUUUCUAGCGAGACGGAGGCAGCAAGGAAGCUCGUGGUGGUCCCAGGUCCUGCGAUGCACAGCAGACAAACCGAGCUCUGAAGAGCGCGAUGCUCUGACAAGAUAG